AUGUUCAGGCAACGAAUAGAAGGAAAUUCCAGCAGGAUCACUCCCAGAACUACCAUGAUUGCCACAAUCCUCUUCGUGGCGUUUGAGUUCCUCCAAGGGAACGUACAAGCGGCAGACAGCCUCAUAACGAGCGGCCUCCUACUCCUCAAGGACUCCGUCUCCAUAAUACAAGGGGCCAAGCGUCGACGGCGCCCCAAGACGCUGACGAAGAUGGAGAAGCUCCAGCGGACGUUCGACGAUGGCAUGGACGAGCUCGAGUACCUGCUCCCCCGGCUGUCGGCCGUGACGGGGUUCAGCGCGUUCUGUAUCCCGCAGCACGACCCGGCUAGGGAAUUACUCCCAUCCAUCCUCGCGCCUGGUGCCCGGUCCGACUUCCCGGAGCUUGGCUUCACGACCUUUGAGCGGGCCACGCAGAUGUGGAGCGAGUUCGAGCCUCGUGGCCUCAUGUUCGUGGCGCGCCAUCUCUCGAUGACGCUGAGAAAUAUUCCAUUCGACAUGGCUCAAGCGCAGCGUGAGCAGGCCGAGUUUAUCAUUCUCCUAUACCAAUGGCGGGACUUAUUCGAGGGGUAUGUCCGCACUUUCGCAGAGCAGAGCAGCGCCGGUCUGGCAGGCGUAGGCGUCGAUACUUUGAAACAGUGUAUUAUCUCGGGCAACGAGCAGAUGCGGGAGCUGCGCAUGCUGCAGAUCCACUGCCUCUUACAGAUCAUCUUCAUGUCGUGCUGUCUCGACCACACCGGAUUAGCCUUCGACGGCUUCAUGGCCGAGUACCGCGAGCUACUGGACCGUUGCCGCUCGUUCCUGGCGGAGCAGCCCAACAACGUGGGCUUCACGCUCGACUACGGCGUGAUCCCGACGCUGGCGUUCAUCAUCAGCACGUGCCGCUCGCACGAUCUGCGGAUGGAGGCGUACGCACUGUGCCAGAGCGUCGAGUGGCGCGAGGGCGCCUGGGACGCCAAGGUCGAGGCGGUGGGCAAGAUGGGCCAGAUAGCGCUCGAGGAGAGCGGGAUGGACGCCAGCGGGUUCAUACCGCCGGACUCGAGAUACCACUGGACGAUGGGGACGUGGGAUAUGGCGCAGCAGAAGCUGGUUGCCGAGUACACGAGGUUUACGCCGGAUGAGUUUGGGCUGCCGGUGCAGGUCAAGGUGGCGCUGGAUGUGAUAUGA
Phaeoacremonium minimum UCRPA7 is the source of this 1164-nucleotide messenger RNA. RefSeq names its product putative c6 zinc finger domain-containing protein. The transcript has a single exon. Bases 1 to 1164 code for a protein of 387 amino acids. Lineage: Eukaryota; Fungi; Ascomycota; Sordariomycetes; Togniniales; Togniniaceae. The record is from RefSeq and is a predicted model, not a curated record.